Messenger RNA from Brassica napus (rape), 603 nucleotides. RefSeq lists its product as uncharacterized. The transcript is spliced from 3 exons. The coding region runs from base 1 to 603 and encodes 200 amino acids. The record is from RefSeq and is a predicted model, not a curated record. Lineage: Eukaryota; Viridiplantae; Streptophyta; Magnoliopsida; Brassicales; Brassicaceae.
AUGGACAGUAAGGACAUAUUAAGACUUCUAAUUGAGGAUGAUGAUCUAGAGUUGUUAUUUGAUGAGAAUGAGCACAUGUAUACUCUCAUAGAGGAAAUGUUUGGAGUGACAGAAGCUGGUACUGAUAGACAAUUGGUCAGGACAAACCGAGGCGAAGGCUGGCGACGUGUGCAACGUUUUAUGUUCGAGUCUGAGGUACAAUGCUAUGACAUUCUACGCAUGAACCAGUCAACAUUUAGGAGUUUAUGUAAGAUACUAUCGGAAAGGUAUGGGUUAGUGGAGUCGUUUAACAUUUACCUCGAGGAGAGUGUUGCCAUGUUCCUGGAGAUGGUUGGACAAGACUUAACUAUACGGGCUAUAGCAGAGCGUUAUCAGCAUUCAUCUGAAACCGUGGAUAGGAAGAUUGAUGAGGUUUUGAGUUCUGUUUUGAAACUUGCAGCAGACAUUGUGAAGCCGACAAGGAAUGAGUUCGCAUCUGCUAGUCCUUUUCUAGUUGAUAAUCCAGUGUAUUGGCCUUACUUUAAGAACUGCGUAGGGGUUUUAGAUGGCACUCAUAUUCCUGUUCUUCCACCAUCUGGGAAUGUUGAGCCAUUUAGAGCAUGA